CGUCAGUUUACGACAACUUGGGAGAGCGAACCUGGCUGGCGUUCAUCGCUCCGGGUUCUUGGUCCCCCACGUGGAGCUCUGUCGGCGUUCCGGCGAGUAAUUCAUUCCUCUUAACGUGGAACAGCCGCUUUGAAAGACAGAGUGGCAGCGGGAGCCCAGGGCAGUCACUCGAUGGAUUCUGCUGGUGAAACUGAAGGGACGUCGGGAGAAGAUCAACGUGCAGCCGAGGGGGCGCCGCGAAUGCCCGAGUCCCAGUCCGGGGAGGAGGGAGGCAGGGUCGUAGCAAGGAUGGAGGAGGCCAUCUGUGCAGAGAUGGGGAGUAGACUGACAGGUGAUGGGAAGGAGGGAAGUGGACAAAGAGCAGAGGAAAUGCGAGUGGACCUAACGGUUGUGAAGCAAGAAGUCAUGGACUGGUCCGAGAUGGGAGAAGGUAUGUUGGGCGGCCAGUGGGUGAAGAAGGAGCUGGAGGAUGCACCUGACGUGAAGGAGGAGAAACCGGGCACAUCGGAGGUGAAACAGGAGGUGGAUAGUAGCUUGGUGGUGAAAGAAGAGAAGGCAGAUGAGCUACAAGUAAAGAAAGAGAAAGUGGAGGUGAAAGAAGAGAGUGUGGACUGGCUGGAACUGAAGGAAGAGAAGGAUAACUUGGAAAUAAAACAGGAGAUGUUUGAUGGUCAGGACAUAAAAAAGGAGGAGGUGUUGGAUGAAGUGUGUGUAAAAGAAGAGAAAUAUUGCCCAAAGAAAGAAGUGAUGGAUGAUACAAAGGUGAAAGAAGAGCUUCAGAUAAAUCUGCCUGUGGGCUGCAAGCGGAAACUGGCUAUGUCAAGGUGUGAAACUUGUGGUACAGAAGAAGCAAAGUACAGAUGUCCACGUUGUAUGCGUUAUUCCUGCAGUUUGCCCUGUGUCAAGAAACACAAAGCAGACUUCACAUGUAAUGGAGUUCGGGAUAAGACUGCAUAUGUUUCAAUACAACAGUUUACUGAAAUGAAUCUCCUAAGUGAUUAUCGAUUUUUGGAAGACGUGGCAAGAACAGCAGACCAUAUUUCUAGAGAUACUUUCUUGAAAAGACCAAUAAGCAAUAAGCAUAUGUACUUUAUGAAAAAUCGUGCCCGAAGGCAAGGUAUUAACUUAAAACUUCUACCUAAUGGAUUCACCAAAAGAAAAGAGAAUUCAACAUUUUUUGAUAAGAAAAAACAACAAUUUUGUUGGCAUGUGAAGCUUCAAUUUCCUCAGAGUCAAGCUGUGUACAUAGAAAAAAGAGUACCAGAUGACAAAACUAUUAACGAAAUCUUAAGACCAUACAUUGAUCCUGAAAAGUCCGAUCCUGUAAUUCGUCAAAGGUUGAAAGCCUACGUUCGCUCUCAGACUGGGGUCCAAAUUUUCAUGAAAGUCGAGCAUACACAGCAAAACUUAGUAAGAUAUUAUGAACUGGAUCCUUGCAAAAGUCUCCUUGACAAUUUGAGGAAUAAAGUGAUCAUUGAGUAUCCAACGUUACAUGUGGUAUUAAAAGAAUUCAGUAGUGACAUGAAAAUUCUUCACCAAGUGAAAAGUGAAUCUACCAAGAACACUGGCAAUGAAAAUUGAACACUUAUUCUGGAGGAAGACUGCAAAAAUUCCCAGACUAUUGCAGAGGACUCUGCGCUGAUAAGCUAUUGGAUAAUUGGGAUGUUGUCUGUGGUGAUUGGAAUUUUUUGUUUCUUUGAAAAGUAAUUAAACAGUCUAAGGAUUUUUGGGUUUGUUUGGCUUUAUGGAAAAGAUAUUUCUUACCCCUUGACUGUAAGGCCCUUAUUCAUAUUAACAAUCCCCUCCUUUUUUUUAAUGAUUGCAUAGUGCUUAUUUUAAUUAGGCCUUGGCUUUCAAUGUGCUUAAUUUUAUAGGCUGAAAACUUUUUUUGUUGUUUUAAUAUAAGAGCAACACAAGGAUAUCUGUGUCAGCCACAAAGUUUGGCAUUCUCUUUAGUGGAACCUCACUAAACAGAAAGAUGGUACAUCAUCUAGCCAUCAGGUACCCCCAUUCUAGUCUUUAUGAUUUAUAUGUGAUUUUCCUCUUAAGUCAACUUAAUGGGUCUUUUAUACUUGCAUAGCACCUAGUACAAUGUUCUAUAUGUAAAGGCUGAUUAAAUACUAGUCACUACUGUUUCUUAUAUCCAUUAUAGAAAAUCAGUGGCAAUGAAUUGUUGCUUGAACCAUCUCUACACACAAAUUUGGCUCUACUUAUUCAUAAGCUGUAUCUUAUGAAUUCUGUGUCUUUCAUCCAGUUCCCACUCCACUCUUGUCAUUACCACACAGGGAUGUUAUGAUGAGUAUUUUAUGCUGUGUUUUGAAAAAUCUAGCAAUAACUAAGUUGAAAACACUUGGAAGUCUUCAAAGUGUUACUGGAAUGUAUAUGUGUAUUUAUGUUUAUACAUGACAAUGUAUACCUUAUGGCAGCUCUGUAUACAUUAUGAUUUCACAUGUUGAAAUUAAGGUUUCCUAGUUUUAUUGGAAUUUAUACAGUUAUGAAAUUGCAAUAUGACUAUAAAAGUAAAUGAUUAUUACAUCUGUAUUGCAUCUGUGUACUUAAUGGUUAAAGAAAGAGUAACAAAAUUGGACAUUGGUAAAGUUUAUUUUUAAUAUACAAUUAGAAUAAUUUUAGACCAAAAGUAAACUAGAGUAUUAAUUAAAGCAUCUUGAAGAUAUUAGAAAUACAAAAAGAUAAUAGAAGAAAUAUGAAAAGAUUAUUAGAAAAGAGCAUAUGAGAAACUUGUAGAACACACACAUACACGUAUAAGUAUAUAACUUGGGGUAAAAAUUAGAGACAAUAAUUCAAAAAUGGAGCUGCAAAGACUCUUGGUAUAAAAGGAUGAUUGGAAAUGUGAUUCAUAGAAAAUAAGGCCUUGCCAUUUAAGAAAUAUGUUUCCUACAUCAACUUCAGGAAUCUUCUCAUAUAGUAAAAAACUGUGUAUCAUUACAUUAUUCACAGUGUUAAUGGAAAGACAGAGAAAUGGGAUUUCAAGAGUCAUAUUUAAUCUAUAAUUGCAAUUGGUAUUAUUGAAACAGGCAAGAAAUAGGAUGAAUUGAAUCAAAUAGGUCAUAGAAUUGUUAUUGGAAAAAGCAGAAUAAAGUACACAAAAAGAACAUGUGAUCUGAGUAUCAGGGUGGAGAGGAAUUUCCUGACAGUGAAAUCUGUUAUGAUGUAGUUUCAUUUCCAAGAAAAGUGUUGAGUUCCAUCCCUUCUAGAAUUUAAAUUGAAAGCUGGACAAAAACCAAAGAUUUAUCCUUUCUUUCCCCUUGCCCAGGAAGGAAAAAAAAAUCUGCAUGAUCUAAUGUAUCUUUGCCAUCUCUGUUUUCUAGAAUUUUAUUAGACUUUUCAUUUAUAAACUAUUCCUUAGGAAAGAAUUUAAACUAGCAGUGUUCCCUUAAAUAUAACUAUCAGCUCAUUUGAUUAAUAUGUGCAUUUACUUCCACAGGAUUUACAAUAAACAUGUGUUUUAGUGAAUAACCAUGUCAACUGCUUGUAGAGGGUAAAAUUGGGAAAAUUCACUUGAGAGCCCUAGAAUCUUACAGUAUUAAGACUAGAUUUCUUCUUUAGAGACUCAGUCCAUUUUGGAUUCUUAACAAAUUCUGAUGAAUAAACAAAUACCCUGACCCAUGCUAAGUUCAACAUCCUGCAUUUUGUUCACAGAUUACAUUUUAAAAGGAGAAAAGCUCCACCUGGCCUUUAUUUUAAACAAUGAUUUCAAAGGAAAGGUAGGUCUUUCAAAAUUGCUUAUUAUGACAUCUGGGAUUAAUAGCCAUAAAUUAUAGUAAACAAAGUUUGCACCUGUUCAUAUUAUAAAUAUAAAUUAAAAAGAAUUGCUAUAAUUGCUUUUAAAAUUCCAAAGUGUAGUCGAACCAAUUUGUUUCUCUGUAGCAAGAAGUGGGGUUCAAGUUUCACAAUGUUUAGUAAAAUGUUAAAUACAUAACUGUAAUGUCAAGAAUUUCCUUAAUACAUUUCAUUUAAUUUGGUUGACAAACAUGUAUUGUACCUGAUUUCAUAUUAGUCUUUAAAUUUUAAGAUAUCUAGUCUGCUUUUAUUUAAUCACUACCUCAUUAAACUGUGUCAUUUAUAUUCAGGUAGCUAUUGUACACUUUUGAUUACUAACCAAUCAUCCUUUAGUUGCAAGUCACCAAAACAUAAUGUCAGCAUGAAGGGCAAUUUUGGGGUUCAUAAAUAGGGGGUAUGUACGGGCAUGACUAGAUCCAGGAACCCAGUGAGGUCAUCAUCCUAUCUCCCAUACUUGGCUCUAACCUUUUUUUCUUUCUGGAUUGGUUUUCUGUUCCAGGCUGACUUUCUCUAUGAGGAUACUCUCUUUGGGGUGUGAGGCAGUAAGAUGAGGAUGGUAGAUGACAGCCAUUGACAGUUUCAGCUUACAGCAUCAUCAUCAGUGACCCAAAGCAUGGCAGCAAAUUAUAUAAUACUUCAGGUAGAAUUUUGAUUUUGUCCAGUUUGGUUCAUGCAUCCCUGAGAAGAUAAAGAGAGGAAUUCCCCCCCUCCCCCAGGCAGAGUAGAGGGAACAAGAGAAGAAAGGUAGUUAUUGAGAAUAUAAAUAUAACAGAUGUCGGCUGCACCCUGUUUGAAUUUGAGUAGAAAGAGGUGUCUGAUUUGAAAGAGUAAAAUCCUAAAUUAACUUUGAAACCUUCAUUGGCUUUAACUAAAGAUUUUAAUUCCUGCUUAACAUCACUGCUGUUUUGAGUUGCCAUAAUGGAUAUUUGAGGGGUUUUCUUCGAAAUGUUUUCCAUUUGUGUUUGAUAUCAUGGUGGUACUGGUUUGAUCAGAUGCACAUAGCACCAAUCUUUUUGGUGGAUUUGGAAACUCAGAGU
Talpa occidentalis (Iberian mole) is the source of this 4838-nucleotide messenger RNA. RefSeq names its product zinc finger HIT-type containing 6 (gene ZNHIT6). Gene Ontology annotation, biological process: box C/D snoRNP assembly; snoRNA localization; maturation of LSU-rRNA from tricistronic rRNA transcript (SSU-rRNA, 5.8S rRNA, LSU-rRNA). Gene Ontology annotation, cellular component: nucleus; pre-snoRNP complex. The coding region runs from base 172 to 1581 and encodes 469 amino acids. NCBI's taxonomy places the organism in Eukaryota, Metazoa, Chordata, Mammalia, Eulipotyphla, Talpidae. The record is from RefSeq and is a predicted model, not a curated record. The transcript is spliced from 10 exons.